UAUAAACAUUUUUCAUCAAGCCGUAUUAGUGCACGCGUCUGAGGAAUACACGUGAAGGAGUAAGACGUUGACUCAAAACUCGAAUUCCCUCCUUUAGGUUUGAUGUCAUUUGGGUUUUAGGGAGUCGGACGCCGACACGAUGUUGUAUCUCAUCGGCUUGGGGCUCGGAGACGCCGCCGACAUCACAGUUAAAGGACUGCAGGCGGUGAGGAGCUGCUCCCGGGUUUACUUGGAGGCCUACACCUCCAUCCUGACUGUGGGGAAGGAGGCUCUGGAGGAGUACUAUGGGAAGGAGCUGGUCCUGGCAGACAGGGACUUGGUGGAACAGGGAGCUGAUGAAAUCCUGAAGGACGCAGAUGUGACUGACGUGGCCUUUUUGGUGGUUGGCGACCCGUUUGGAGCCACCACCCACAGUGACCUCGUCCUGAGAGCAGUGAAUGCUGGGAUACCGUACAAAGUCAUCCACAACGCUUCCAUCAUGAAUGCCGUGGGCUGCUGCGGCCUGCAGUUGUAUAACUUCGGCGAGACGGUGUCUGUGGUGUUCUGGACGGAAACGUGGAAACCCGAGAGCUUCUACGAUAAAAUCAGUAAAAACCGAGCGGCUGGACUGCACACGCUCUGUCUGCUGGAUAUCAAAGUCAAAGAGCAGAGCAUCGAGAACAUGAUGAGAGGGAGGAAGAUUUACGAACCUCCUCGCUUCAUGACCGUCAGCCAGGCUGCAGAUCAGCUGAUGCAGAUCAUCCACAGGAGGAGGGAGGAGGGGGAGGAGUUAGGUAUGACGGAGGACACAGUGUGUGUGGGCGUGGCCCGGCUUGGCUCAGACGACCAGAAAAUCUGUACAGGAAGUCUACGCCAGCUCGUGUCAUGCGAUUUAGGCGGGCCGCUCCAUUCGCUGGUCGUCACCGGUCGACUCCACCCGCUGGAAGUGGACAUGCUGCGGGUGAACGCAGAACCGGACGCUCUGGAACACCUGCAGAUGAUUGACAGCUCCACAUAUACAUCCUGACACCUGUUUGUCUGAAGGACUUUGUGAAAACCUGACUCUAAUCAGCUCUGUUCACACAGAAAUGACAACCUUUUUUUCCAUGAAAUAAAAUCCAUCCAUUUUUGGAACCCACUGAAUCCCUUUUGGGGUCACUGAGCCAACCCGAAUACUGUUGGGAUAGGCUCCAGCAACCCCGCGCACCCUGGACGGGCCAUGAAAAAGUGUUUUGACCAUUUUAAAUACCUCGGUUGUUUUAAAUUUCUUUAAUUUGCAUUCUUCUUGUAUUGACAUUUUUAAAUGGUUGAAAUGCCGAA
This is a messenger RNA of Oryzias latipes (Japanese medaka), 1299 nucleotides long. It is a transcript of the gene dph5, whose product is annotated as diphthamide biosynthesis 5. Gene Ontology annotation, molecular function: diphthine synthase activity. NCBI's taxonomy places the organism in Eukaryota, Metazoa, Chordata, Actinopteri, Beloniformes, Adrianichthyidae. Gene Ontology annotation, biological process: protein histidyl modification to diphthamide. The record is from RefSeq and is a predicted model, not a curated record.